Messenger RNA from Monoraphidium neglectum, 1104 nucleotides. RefSeq names its product Phosphorylated CTD-interacting factor 1. The record is from RefSeq and is a predicted model, not a curated record. NCBI's taxonomy places the organism in Eukaryota, Viridiplantae, Chlorophyta, Chlorophyceae, Sphaeropleales, Selenastraceae. The transcript is spliced from 5 exons. Gene Ontology annotation, molecular function: RNA polymerase II C-terminal domain binding; mRNA (2'-O-methyladenosine-N6-)-methyltransferase activity. Bases 1 to 1104 code for a protein of 367 amino acids.
AUGGUGACGCGCGAGGCGUACGGCAAAAUGGCCCGCCUGUUCCGCCUGCACGCGCUGCCCGCAGAGGCGCCGCCGGAGGCGGAGGGGGCCGGCGGCGCCGCGGACGACGAGGCCGCGGCGGCCGCGGCGGCCGCGGAGGCGGCGGCGGGGGUGGAAGAGGGACAGGGGGACGGCGCGAGGACGGCGUUCCACGCGCGGCUGUUUGCGCUGCUGCUGCGGUACAAGUGCCUGCAGGGGCACGGCUUCCAGGCCGCGGUCGGCCCGCCCGUGUGGCAGGUGCUGCGGCGGCGCCUGUCUGUCGGCUUCGAGUGCUUCGCGUCCCCCCUCAACAGCAGCUUCACGCGCUGCGCGUCAGCCUUCCCGGAUGUGGACGGCCCGUUUGGUUCCUGCGGCAGCUUCUUCAGGCUGCCCCUCAAGCACGGCUCCUACGAGUGCAACCCGCCAUUCGUCGCCGCAGUCAUGGACGCCGCCGCGGACCGCAUGCACGUGCUGCUCAACGCCGCGGAGGCAGCCGGCGGCGCGCUGAGCUUCUGCGUGGUCAUCCCCGGCUGGCAGGAGACGCGCGCGUGGCGGGCGCUGAGCGGGAGCGCUUUCUUGAAGAAGCGCAUCGUUGUCGCGGCCGCGGAGCACGGCUUCUGCGACGGCGCCUCCCACCAGCGGCGCGACCUCUACCGGCAGUCGCCCUACGACACGGGUGUCUUCAUCCUGCAGACGGCCAAGGGCGCCGCCAAGUGGCGCCUGGACGGCGCGUUUGAGCAGGCGCGUGACGUGCGCGCGGCGUUCGCCGCAUGCAUCCCGUCGGCCGCGGCCGCCGAGCGGCAGCGGCGCAAGCUGGGCGCGUCUGAGAUCGAGCACUGGGGUGUGGCGCCGGCGGCGGCGGCGGUGGGGGCUGGAAGGGAGGGGACCGCUGCAGGGGGAAGCGACGGCCCGCAGGAAGGGGCGAAGCGCAAGGCGUUGCCUCAAGCGCCGACGGCAGCAGUGGAUAAUGCAGCCAAGGCCGGCGCGGCAGACAGCGGCCCGGCGAUGGAGCAGGGGCCUAAUGGUGAUGAUGGCGGCACGGAAGGAGGCAGGAAGCAGAAGAGCAAGCGGCAAAAGGGAGGCUGA